AUGUUCCGGGUCGAACUCCUCCAAGACACAUCAACGGCCACUCCAGGCUGGUCCUAUGCCCCAGCCCGGGGCUUCGACCCAACCCAAGCAAUGGCCCCUACCCUAGGUCGGAAACGCGGCAUCCGCGAUGCCGGCAAGGGCGGCGACAUAACCUCACGCCAAGCGAAUGCAAUAGCCCGCCACAUCGCCGAACUAGACCGCGAAAACCAACGCGACGUCUCAAUUCCAGUGCCAGUCCGACAAGCGCGCGAAGUCGCUGCACGCGGCAACCGGUCAAAAACAACCUCCAACGUCCGCCGCAUCCUCCAAUCCCAAAAAACAUUCCGCAACCACCUCGACGACGAAGAAGCAGCCAUAGCCCUAGGGACCGGCGGCGGGGCCGUCGCGCACAGCUCCAGCGCCGCAGCUGUCGCCGCGCGGGGCGCCAAAGCGCGCAGUUCCACGCCUGCCAGCGUGGCGGGCAAGAAACGGCCUUCUGCGGCUGUUACGGGUACAUCUACUGCUACGACAACAGCCGCGUCAACGCCCGCGCCAACAACAGCGGAGACGGGUGAUGAGGACGUUCCCGCGCGCAAACCCAAACUCAUCAAAUCAGAAUUCGAUCAGGAUCCCCUGCUACGCUCCUAUGCGCCGCCUGUUCCGUCUGAACGGCUUAUGAUGCGGUUGCUGUCUGAGCCGCCGCUUUCUUAUAAUGCUUCCCGAGCAAAGGCGCCGUCUUCUGCGAGGCCGGCACGGCAUUUUUGUUGUUUUGCAUGA
Messenger RNA from Penicillium arizonense, 756 nucleotides. Its product is annotated as putative HIT finger domain protein. Bases 1 to 756 code for a protein of 251 amino acids. The transcript is spliced from 2 exons. Gene Ontology annotation, biological process: chromatin remodeling. NCBI's taxonomy places the organism in Eukaryota, Fungi, Ascomycota, Eurotiomycetes, Eurotiales, Aspergillaceae. The record is from RefSeq and is a predicted model, not a curated record. Gene Ontology annotation, molecular function: nucleosome binding. Gene Ontology annotation, cellular component: Swr1 complex.